Messenger RNA from Aplysia californica (California sea hare), 233 nucleotides. Its product is annotated as matrilin-4-like. The record is from RefSeq and is a predicted model, not a curated record. Lineage: Eukaryota; Metazoa; Mollusca; Gastropoda; Aplysiida; Aplysiidae.
GUGAGCCGUGCCGAGCGCCCCUUGACCUUCUCUUCGUUGUGGAUGCCUCGGGCAGUCUGGGCGAGGACAACUUCAACAAAGAGCUGGCGUUUGUGGAGAAGAUUAUCAACAGCUUUGACGUAAACCCACAAGGCGCCAAGGUGGCUAUGCUCACGUUCUCGACUAGAGUACAGAAACAGUUCUGUUUUAAUGAGCACGCCACAAAGGAUGAGGUCAACCAGACAAAGCAGUAG